GAGAGAGAGGGACUGUGUGUGUGUGUGUGUGUGUGUCAUCACAAAGUGGCCAUGUUUAGGGUCGAUGGUGUCCACGCUCUUUUCUCUUACCCUCUGCCAGUUUUGAGCCUGAGCUGAAGAGAACGAUAGUAAGAGCGAGAGAGGGAGAUACAGGGACAUGGAUUUCGACGAACACGAUGAAGGAAUAGAGGAGAUGGCCUUGCCGGUGGGAUCGAGUGACCACACCGUCACGGGGAAUUCUGAUCUAGGAGGAGGAGGAGGAGCUAAGAUGGGCGGAGGAGGGGAAUCGGCGUCGGCGACGGCCGGGAUGGCGAUGAGAGGGUCGGGGCACCGCAAGACGUACGGUGGCAGAGGCGGGCGAGGGAAGUACCGGGAGUGCCUGAAGAACCACGCCGUGGGAAUCGGGGGGCACGCGGUGGACGGGUGCGGGGAGUUUAUGACGGCGGGGGAGGAGGGGACACUCGACGCGCUCCGUUGCGCUGCAUGCGGCUGCCACCGGAACUUCCACCGGAGGGAGGAGGAGGGAGGAGGAGCUGGUGGAGGCGCGACGGAGGUCAUCGGGUACCACCCCCAGUUCUCGCCCUACAACCGCGCGCCGGGAGGGUACUUCCACCCCCACCACUCCACUGCCGCGGCACUCGCGUCGCCGCAGCAGCACAGGCCGGCACCGCUGGCGCUGCCGUCGGCGCGGGGCGGCGGAGGGCACAGCAGGGACGAGCAGGAGGAGACGCCGAUCCCGAUGGUGGGCGUCGGCGGCGGAGUCGGAAGAAGAGGAGGCGUGGUGGCGAGGAAGAGGUUCCGGACCAAGUUCACGCAGGAGCAGAAGGAGAAGAUGCUGGCUUUCGCAGAAUGGCUGGGGUGGCGGAUUCAGAGGCACGACGAGGCGGCGGUGCAGAAGUUCUGCGAGGAGACGUGCGUCAAGCGGCACGCCCUCAAGGUGUGGAUGCACAACAACAAGCACACCCUCGGUAAGAAACAUUAAAGAGACACAAGAGGAUCGAGUCAGGGGAAGUUUGUUCCAUCGUCUUCGUCUCCUCUUGUAGCCCUCUAACAAUUGUCUUCCCGUUUUGCUGUUGGCUCCCAAAUGAAACGCUUGGAAGAGCGGAGGUGACAACAUAGAAGAAUUAGAAAUAAACAAGCAACUUUCGGAUUCAAACUCCUCACUGCUGCUGGUUUCCUGUUUCGUUUGUUUCUGUUCUUUCGAGCUUUUCUUGUAAUCUCGGUGCUCACCAGUUAAGAACGACCAGAGAGUCGCUUCACGAACCCGUGAAACGUGUCCGCCAUGCAACGCAGUAGAUGUAUCUUGUAUUAAAAGAUUAAACAUUAGGAGUUGAGGUUGUCAGGAGCUGCUCCAGUCCAAGUGUUAUCGUG
Molecule: messenger RNA, 1371 nt
Organism: Musa acuminata subsp. malaccensis (wild Malaysian banana)
Lineage: Eukaryota; Viridiplantae; Streptophyta; Magnoliopsida; Zingiberales; Musaceae
Product: zinc-finger homeodomain protein 1-like
Biological process (GO): regulation of developmental process; regulation of DNA-templated transcription
Cellular component (GO): nucleus
Molecular function (GO): DNA-binding transcription factor activity; transcription cis-regulatory region binding
Source: RefSeq, a predicted model, not a curated record